Molecule: messenger RNA, 2763 nt
Organism: Nematolebias whitei (Rio pearlfish)
Lineage: Eukaryota; Metazoa; Chordata; Actinopteri; Cyprinodontiformes; Rivulidae
Gene: sall2
Product: spalt-like transcription factor 2
Exons: 3
Coding region: 652-2763 (703 amino acids)
Biological process (GO): regulation of transcription by RNA polymerase II
Cellular component (GO): nucleus
Molecular function (GO): DNA-binding transcription factor activity, RNA polymerase II-specific; RNA polymerase II cis-regulatory region sequence-specific DNA binding
Source: RefSeq, a predicted model, not a curated record
GCAGACAGGCUGGACAGGAGCAGCAGGCCCAGACCAGAACAAACAGCACCUCCUCCUCCAUGUAGGGCACAGCCAUCUGCACCGCCCCUCCUCUGCUCCACCGACUGAAUACUUUCAUAUUUCAGACAUUCAGUCAGUCUGUGAGGGACAUAAAUAAUCUGAAGGUUUGGGGGAAAAAAUGCGUCUGUUCGCCUGCGCGUCUCCGGGUCUGAGCGGGGAGACGCUGCGCCACAGUCCCGGCUGAGAGCGCGUCAUCCCGGCGGAGCUCUCCUCCUCCUCCUGCUGCUCCUCCUCCUCCUCGUUCCACAACAUCGGUGCUGAAAAAUUAUUCUAUAAAAAAAAAAAAAAAAAAAUCAUCGUUUCUCGUCGGGAUGCCAACUUCCCACUGAAGUCACAUUGAGAUUCUCUGGAGUGCUGUCCAUCAUAUCUUGAAAACCCUGAUCUGCUCAUUGCUUUCUGUUUAUGUUGUAAAAGCUCUUCAACACCCAACAAUACCCACAGAGGUGUCAAUAUUUCCUGAUUCACCAAGACAGCCCUCCCAGCAGUCCCUUGGAAACAGACUGGUUUCUAUUCUUUCUAAUUUUUUACUCUCUCCCUCCUGCUUCUCAACGAUCUGGUUGCAGUUCUGCAUUUUGUGCUUUCAUCCCCACCAUGGCUUCUCCCAAGCUGGGGUUAUCAGCCACUACCACUACCUCCUCUUCUCCCUUAUCAUCUUCAGCCUUGCCAUGUCCUCCACUACACCCAGGAAGCCCCAGUCAGGUACCUGAUGGUCCCCCAAGUCCUGUUACUCCCAUUCCAAGCCCAGGAUUGACAUCUGCCUCAGCUGCACCUGUUAGGACACAGCUGAGUAUUGCCCUGAUCCUGGAGGAGCUCCGGGUGCUGCAGCAACGACAGAUCCACCAGAUGCAGAUUACAGAGGAGAUCUGUAGACAGGUGCUACGCCUUGGUGGGGACUCCUAUAGCAUAGACACACCAUCCCAGUAUCUCCUCCCUCCCUUGCCACAGCUCUGCUUGGAAGGCAGCAAAAACACAUCUCAGCCAGCUGCAACUCAGCCCUCCACCACUGUGACUCCUCUCUUGGCAUGUUUCUCCUCCAUGCUUCCCUCUCAGACAUCCAACAAACCCACACAACCAUGCACAUCCUUGUCUCAGAUUUUGCAGCCUCACAAAUCACAGGUGGAAGGAGCAAAGGGAACUGCAGUCACACACGGUCAUUCAUGGGAAAGCUCUCCAUGUUCCCCACCCUUCACCUCCUCUGCAGGCAGCUCCAUGUCUUCCUCUACCUAUCCUCUGGCUCUAGCUGUACCCAAUCGAUAUCUUCACGAGAAAUCUCCUAACACCACUACAGGGAGUGGGCAGUGUGACAUAUCCUUCCUAAAUGCAUCCAUCCCCACACCAUUAUCCAUUAUACCAAGCUCCCAACGGGUACUACAGUCCGUCUCUGGUGGUAUUGACUUCUCUGCAUCUAGUUCCAAUACCGCUGGCCGUCUCCAGCAUGUGUGUCGUUUUUGUAGAAAAAUCUUCAGCAGUGAUUCUGCCCUGCAGAUCCAUAUUCGCUCACACACAGGUGAACGACCCUACCAGUGUCCAGUGUGCCUCAGUCGUUUUACCACAAGAGGCAACCUGAAGGUGCACUUCCUUCGUCACCGUGAACAAAACCCAGAGCUCUCCCUUUCACUUCUUCCACCAUCAUUAUUUGGGGUAGCGUUAGGGGCCACCGGGGUAUCAGAUAUAGGACAGAUCAUUAACAGUGAAACUAGUACUAGUGGAAUGAAUAUUACACAAAAGAAGCCAAAAACCAGGGCUGAGGAUGAAAGAUGCAAAGAUAACUUGGAGGUCAGUGGAACUAACAGUGGACUUUCUGUUGGAACCUCUGAAGAAUCAACUCCUUCUUCUCUGCCUCUUCCUCCCAGUGUGGAUUUAUCUCUUAUUUCUCACUCUCUCCUGCAGCUAAACAGGGCGGUUGCUGCUGCAGCCUCAAUUGCCUCCUGUUCAGCACAGUCAUCCUCUUCCUCUGCAACUUCCACCUCCUCUUUGGCUACCUCCCUUCUCUCAAGCCCUUCCUUGUCUUCCUCUUCUACCUUUGCUGGGUUAUUCAAAGGUGCCAAACAGCAACACUUUGAUGAAAACACUCCACCUCAUGCACCACUGCUGCCUCCUGCAGCUUAUUCUCAGUUAGCCCACCUCCCAAAGCUUCUAUUUCCAACUACUUCUACUUCUUCCUCUUCCCAAACUGCUAACUCACCUUUGUACAGCCAUCCAGCAUUGGGCUUGCUACGCACCCAGCUACCUUCUGUUGUAGGCUCCCAACAACAUACUUCCAGUCAUUCCCAAUUUUCUUUUCCUGCUUCUUCCUUUCCCAAAAUUCUUGGUCAGCCCACUACCACCCUUCCAUCUUUUCUGCCCUCCUCUGUAACUACUGCUACUCCUACAUCUGAAACCUCAAAGCUGCAGAGACUGGUGGAAAAGCUAGAAAAGGCCCCUCCACUCUCCUCUUCUCCGUGGACUUCGUCCACUGCUACCACUUCCAUGCUUGAGAUUUUAUCUGGUAGUCCUAAGUCCUCUUCUAUAAGUUCAGCCAACAGCCAUUUCACAAAUGCCAACACCUCCACCACAUAUGUUGUGGCAUCUCCAACUUCAAAUGUUGUUUCUACCUCUGUUUCACAGUUCACCCGUGAAAUGGUUGUCGCCCUAGGAAUGAGCAGCAGUGGAGCAAAGGCAAUGCCUGGCUCCAACUCUCCCAUCGCCAAUGUCACGUCCUGA